This is a messenger RNA of Solanum dulcamara, 1072 nucleotides long. Its product is annotated as serine/arginine-rich splicing factor SR45a. Lineage: Eukaryota; Viridiplantae; Streptophyta; Magnoliopsida; Solanales; Solanaceae. Gene Ontology annotation, cellular component: spliceosomal complex. Gene Ontology annotation, molecular function: RNA binding. Gene Ontology annotation, biological process: positive regulation of mRNA splicing, via spliceosome. The record is from RefSeq and is a predicted model, not a curated record.
GCACGCUUAAAGCUUGGACUCUUAAACAGAUAAUUACAGCAUCAUUCUUCUCGCGGCAAAAUCCCUCUCUCUCAUUUUGACAAUUUAGGGUUUGCUUCCCUCGCCUGAAAUGGCUGAUUCUCCUCGAAAAAGGUAUUCCCGCUCUCCUUCACCUUGGGAAGAAAAGUCAAGAUCUCGCUCUCGAUCCCCAACUAGAUCACAGUCAAGGCCAAGAGGAAGAUCCAGGUCCAGAAGUCAUGGAAGGGCUGAAGUUUCAAAUCCUGGAAACACACUCUAUGUGACUGGAUUAUCUUCAAGGGUCACUCAAAGGGAUCUUGAAGAGCAUUUCUCAAAGGAGGGAAAGGUGAAGUCAGCUUUUCUGGUGGUGGAGCCCCGUUCUCGCAUCUCUCGUGGUUUUGCUUUCAUAACAAUGGAUAGUCUUGAGGAUGCCAAUCGCUGCAUUAAGCACCUUAAUCAGUCCGUCCUUGAAGGCCGGUCCAUAACAGUGGAGAAGUCUCGUAGAAAACGUCCAAGGACUCCAACACCUGGUCAUUAUCUUGGGCUUCAUCAGAGCACAAGGGGUGAUGGUUAUCAUGGUGAUCGUGGUAGGUAUCGUGGCCGAGAUGACUAUGGGUACCGAAGAUCUCCAAGGCGCUCUCCAUAUAGAGGUGGGCGAGAUUAUUCUCCUAGACGCUCACCUUAUGCUGAAGGUCGAGACGUGCACGAUCCCGGUCAUAUUCUCCUUAUGAAAGGAACUACCCUCGUGGUUAUAGAUAGGGGUUUCACAAGGCAUAUGUGGUUUCCUCCUCAGCAAUGAAAAUUGCUUGUAUAAGGAUCUAUAAGUCUGGUGUGGACUAGUCUUGAUGGUGUAAGGUAUUAGAGUACUGGUUAAUGAAUUUAUGGCUUGUGCGUUGACACCAGUGGACCUGUGUUUGAAUGUGGAUAAUCUAUAAUCUUUCUGAAGUUUUAAAUAGGCAUUAUGACAUUCCAGAUUAUGAUGUAUCUACUCUCUUUCGUUGCAUGUCAUUUCGUUGUCUUCAUGGACGUGACAUUGUUUAUAAUAUCUGUUGGUUCAUUCUUUUAUGAUUAGCAA